UCCUUGUCACUCAAAAAAAUUCAACUUGUUCACACAAUAACUUGUCUGGUUCUGUGUCUUCUUAUCCUUGCAAUAAUAACCACCACAACACCGAUUCAUGUUUAUAAAUAGUGCCCUUUCUCAUACAAUUUUUUCAGUGUGGAAGAAAUAGCCAUAAAUCUUUUUUCUUUUUUUUGCAAAUUUAUCAUCAAUGGCUGUUUUUUCUUUUUUGAGUUUCUUCUUCUUGCUCAUAUGUUUUAAACUAUCUCAAGCACAGUCAGUGCCAGCAGCUUACAUGUUUGGUGAUUCUCUAAUUGAUGUUGGCAAUAACAACCAUUUUGUUUCCAUUAUUAAAGCUAAUUUUCCUUAUAAUGGUAUUGAUUAUCCUGGUGCAAAACCUACUGGAAGAUUUUGCAAUGGCAAAAACACUGCUGAUUUUCUAGCUGAGAAAUUAGGAAUACCAACACCUCCCCCAUACUUGGCCGACAAGAAUAGUCAGUUCCCCAAAGGUGUAAGCUUUGCUUCUGGUGGAGCUGGAGUCUUCAACACCACCAAUGGUGACCUAAUUAGUAAAGCACUUCAUUUUUCUCAACAAGUGCAGUUUUUCUCAUUUGUGCAACAAAGAUUGGUGAAGCAGCUAGGAGCUGAUGGUGCAAUGAAGCAACUAUCAAAGUCCAUACUUGGUGUUGUCAUUGGAAGUAAUGAUAUAAUUAAUUAUUUUAAAUCCGAUUCAAAACUCCCAAAGGCAACAGCACCCCAGCAAUACGUUGAUCAAAUGGUCUCUAUUCUACAAGGCGAGCUCAAGAAACUGCAUGGUCUAGGUGCACGUAAAUUUGUGAUUACAGCAGUAGGAUCAGUUGGAUGCAUUCCAUUGCUAAGAUACCAAAGUGCAAAUAAAUCUGGUGAAUGCUCCGAACAAGCUAAUUUCUGGGCAAACAAAUAUAACCAACAAGUUCAGUCUAUGCUACUAGGAUUGAAGGCUGAGCUGAAGGAUAUCAAUUACACAUUCUUGGACACAUACAAUUUGUUGCUCAAUGUCAUCCAGAAUCCAGCUACUUACGGUUUUAGUGAAGCGAAAGGUGCAUGUUGUGGAUUUGGAAGACUAAGAGCUAAACUUCCAUGCACCCCACUUGCCGUAUUUUGCUCCAACAGAAGUAGCCAUGUUUUUUGGGAUAGAUAUCAUCCUACUGAAGCUGCUAAUCGUAUUAUUAUUAAUACAGCUUUUGAUGGAACCAACCAAUAUGUUUUUCCACUGAAUGUGAAGCAACUGAUUGCCUUGUAGUUUUGCAUAUUGAGCACAGGAAAAGAAAAUCAAGUUAAUUUUGUAGACAGGUUUUUGUCUCUC
Messenger RNA from Lycium barbarum (goji berry), 1324 nucleotides. RefSeq names its product GDSL esterase/lipase At5g55050-like. Bases 191 to 1261 code for a protein of 356 amino acids. The record is from RefSeq and is a predicted model, not a curated record. The transcript is spliced from 5 exons. Gene Ontology annotation, molecular function: hydrolase activity, acting on ester bonds. Lineage: Eukaryota; Viridiplantae; Streptophyta; Magnoliopsida; Solanales; Solanaceae.